Medioppia subpectinata is the source of this 858-nucleotide messenger RNA. NCBI's taxonomy places the organism in Eukaryota, Metazoa, Arthropoda, Arachnida, Sarcoptiformes, Oppiidae. The record is from the annotation of a GenBank genome assembly.
AUGGACUCUAAUGUACAGACAUUAACGUGUGGCGAUAGGGUAACGGGCAGAUGCAUAAUCGAGCUAGAUGGUGUAUUGAAAUUAUCACAGAUCGUGAUAAAUAUUAUCGGCUUUGAACAUGCUCAGAUUAGUGAAGCACUUGAUAGGGAAAUAGGCAAGGGCAUUCACGAAUUACCCUUUGUCCUUCCGCUACCAAAUGAAGGUAUUCCAUCGAGUUUUAAAGCGACUAACGCUGCCGUCGAGUACUCUAUUAAUGGAAUGUUACACAAGCCUCAAAUAUACAAAAGAAAUCACCGUGUUGACAAAAUACCAUUUAUUGUGGAGGCGCCCUUUAUUUUUCCUGAACUUAUGUUACCAAGGCAAAUGGUGAGCGAAAAGCAAAUUGGUCUGAUUGCCAAUGAUGGAACUGUACGGGCAACUAUUAAUCUCAAUAAACAUGGAUAUUAUCCAGGUGAUAUGAUUCUAAUUGAUUUUAUGGUAAACAAUCGAACGGCACUACAGUUGUUCACAAGCGCUCGGUUAAGCAGAGUAAGACUCUAUAGGGUUGGUUCACAUAAGCAAACUAAAGUGAUCAAGUUUGAUAAGUCGAUUGGUUCGCACGUCAGUCCGGGAUUAGACGGGGCGGGAAAAAUUCUGGUACCCGUUCCGAUGGAUAUACCCUUGUCUAUGGAAGCUACACACAUUUCCAUAACGUAUGAAUUAAGAUUCACCGCAAAAAUACCUGGUAAAAAGAAUUUGCACGUAAACGUGCCCGUGAUUGUGACCAGGAAACACAUGGGUAAUCACAGGUUGGGUAAUCAGGUGUUGUGGUUGGGCGUGUGGGAGGUGUGGGACGUGUCGGACGUGUUGGUCCUAUAG